Arabis nemorensis is the source of this 2541-nucleotide messenger RNA. NCBI's taxonomy places the organism in Eukaryota, Viridiplantae, Streptophyta, Magnoliopsida, Brassicales, Brassicaceae. The record is from the annotation of a GenBank genome assembly.
AUGCCGGAAAUCGAUCUCAUGAGAGUCGUCGAUAAAUGCGUCGCUGAUGUGAAAUUGAACGAUUCUUCUCCUUCUCCGAUGAUGAUUGAAGAGGAGGCUCCGGGUUUUGAGGGAUUCGACGGUGGUUCGGUUGAUGUGGAGGUGAAGCUAGAAGAAGAUUCCGAUUGUUUGAAGAAAAGCACCGGGAAGUCGGUUAGACGCGGUCGACCUCCGAGAACACUUGCUAAAGCUUCUUCUUCUACUUCGUCUCCGGUUUCUGCUACGUCUCAGUCGAGGAAGAGGAGAGAAGACGAAGAUGUUUGUUUUGUUUGCUUCGAUGGUGGUAGUCUUGUUCUCUGCGAUCGUAGGGGAUGUCCAAAGGUUUAUCACCCAGCUUGUGUUAAGCGAACUGAAGCAUUCUUCAGAUCAAGAGCUAAAUGGAAUUGUGGUUGGCACAUAUGUACUGCUUGUCAAAAGGAUUCCUUCUACAUGUGCUAUACAUGUCCAUAUUCUGUUUGUAAGAGAUGCGUUAGAAGCUCAGAGUAUGUAGUUGUAAGGGAAAACAAAGGAUUCUGUGGAAUCUGCAUGAAGACUAUAAUGCUUAUUGAGAAUGCAGCUGAAGCUAAUAAAGAAAAGGUUCAGGUUGAUUUUGACGAUCAAGGCAGCUGGGAGUAUCUUUUUAAGAUUUACUGGGUUUCCCUUAAGGAAAAGCUAUCUUUAUCGUUAGAUGAUCUUACCAAAGCAAAAAAUCCAUGGAAAUCUUCUUCGUCGACUGCUUCUAAGAGAAGAGCUACUAGUCGGGUUCUUGAUAAGGAUGAUGGCAAUUCUCCUGGGGUUAUGAAAGCAAGUCGUGCUAAACUAAGGAAAAUGGAAGCUGUUUCUUUGUGUAAAUUGGGCUCUUCUUUGGAAUCAAACAGUUCUUUGGGUGACAGACUUCCACCAUUGACUAGUGCUGCCGCCGCGUGGGCAACAGAUGAGCUCUUGGACUUUGUGGGCUAUAUGAAAAACGGUGAUAUUUCCGUCCUAUCAAAGUAUGAUGUCCAAACUCUCGUGCUAGAGCAUGUGAGACGAAAUAAUCUGCAAAACUCCCCGCAGAAUUUAGAAAUAAUGUGUGACCCUAAGCUUAUGAAAUUGUUCGGGAAGGAGCGAGUGGAUCACGUGGAAAUGUUAAAGCUUCUUGAUUCUCACUUCCUCGAUCAAGAGAGUUCUCCGGUUACAGAUACCUCAGCCAGAGGAGUCACUGAAACUAGGUCCUUCCAGGUUGAUGGAAGCAGAAGCUGCAGUAGGUUUAAUACAUCUGAACAAUGUCAAGAAGGAGAGUCACAGCAAUUGAACGUGCACAAUAUUAAGGUUGCACCUUCCAGUUUCGUUAGCAGAAACCAUGCCGGUAUAAAAUCUGAAACAGGUGACACUCUGUCAAAUAAGCCAAUUGAUGGCUUGGACACCAAUAUGAUAUGGUUAUAUGGAGAUCCAGAUGGGAGGAUUCAUGGACCAUUUUCCUUACUGAACCUGCAACAAUGGAAUUCAAGCGGGCAUUUUCCGCCUGAGCUGAGAAUAUGGAGGUUGGGUGAACUGCAAAAUAGCUCCAUACUUUUGACUGACGCUUUGAGUGGGCAGUUCCAUAAAGGAGGGUCGCUUCAGAACCAUUCUGUCCCCCAGCAGGAAGUGACAGCUACUAUAGCUAAUGAUCAAAAUAGGAGUGUGGCUGCUGCUAAACUAGAGAGAAGAGUUCUUGACUUUAGCCCCAACUCAGUGUCCACUGACCAGAGUGUCAUUUCUAGUAGUAACAGUGUCAUCACAAGGAGCUCAGAUGCGAGCAACAAAGGCGGAAACAAUUUUAGCCACACUGUGCCAUUGGAUUUUACUCUUUCUAAUGAAAGGGAGACUGUAGGUUCUGGCUCUCUCUGGAACCAAACGAAAGUUGAAAGUCCUUUGGUUGGACAAAGCCCAAUAAGCUGUUCGCUUUCGCUGGCUACAUUUCCCAGAAACUCAAAUUGCUCUGUACAACAGCAUGAAAGAUGGAAUGCUGGUCAAAUAGACGCAGAUGGAAACGACACAGUAAAGAAUGCUUGCAAUCAAAACGGUAUUGGUCUUAGUGGUGCGGGUGAGAAACAAGUAACGGCUACAGUCCAGUCGUGUGGACAAAACUGGAAUGCUGCUACUCCAAGUAGUGCUUCAAAUGUGUGGGAUUCUAACUCGGGUUUGGUGUCUUUCACAGACAAUCAAGAAAUCGACUUUCUAGAUCUCUUUAGUCCGACCUUCAAAUUAAACUUUGCAUCUACGACCACGGAUUGGCAACCCAUUGUAGCUGGACCUGACGAAUGUGAUGAGUCAGUCUCAGAUCUUUUAGCGGAAGUCGAAGCCAUGGAGUCUCAGAAACGUCUUCCUUCUCCAACUUCAACAUACAAUGGUCCUAGAGAAAUAUUCCACCACUCCAUUAACGAUAGCUUCAGUCCCGCAGAAGGACAUAGCCCAGCACUUGAUGUAAGCAAAGGUGACUCCAUGAGCUCAACAAACGAUCUGCAAAUGCAUUCGCGAUCUAACAACGCUGUGCAUUUUUAG